AUGGCCGCUUUGGACUACGACAUGGACGAGAGUACGAUCGCCAUCGCUCGAGCAUCUCCCGCCGGCUUUGCCCAGUUGAAGCGCAACGCUCUGCUCCUGCUCAAUGUCCAUGAAGACGGGUCGUACAAGACCACCAUCAAAAACGUCGAUCGGUUCAAGCUCGCCAUCAAGCUCGUCUCGCACGGCCUGUCGUUCCGGCAGACUGCAAACGCCAUGGAGGCCGUGCGCGCCACCUUCAACCUCAACAAGCUAACCGGCAUCAAAGACAACAGGUCGAUGUCGAUCGAGUUCGACGGCAGCAGUCACCGCGGGACGACGUUCAUCGACUUGCGUGUCCGUCUCGGCGUCAAGGGCGUCGUGAUGUUGAAGAAGCUGCUCUCUGCUAUCUACCCCUCGUGGGCCGACAAGCUCCUCGCCGUCUCCACGGACGGUGAGCCGACCAACAAGGGUCGCAUCAACGGCGUGCAAACGCAGCUCGUCGGGCUUGCGACGCAUGACGUGUUGCAGAUAUGGUGCGUUCCGCAUCAGAUGGAUCUCGUCGUCUAA
Messenger RNA from Aphanomyces invadans, 546 nucleotides. RefSeq lists its product as hypothetical. Bases 1 to 546 code for a protein of 181 amino acids. The record is from RefSeq and is a predicted model, not a curated record. NCBI's taxonomy places the organism in Eukaryota, Oomycota, Saprolegniomycetes, Saprolegniales, Verrucalvaceae. The transcript has 4 exons.